This is a messenger RNA of Carcharodon carcharias (great white shark), 2606 nucleotides long. RefSeq names its product RAS-like, estrogen-regulated, growth inhibitor (gene rerg). The transcript has 5 exons. Gene Ontology annotation, molecular function: GTPase activity; GTP binding. The record is from RefSeq and is a predicted model, not a curated record. Bases 267 to 866 code for a protein of 199 amino acids. NCBI's taxonomy places the organism in Eukaryota, Metazoa, Chordata, Chondrichthyes, Lamniformes, Lamnidae.
AGUAGCAGCCCCAGGAAUCUCAUGCACAAUUCUAAUAAUGUCAAGGACACAGAGUGUAUGUCAUCAAAUAAACCUGAAUGGGGACAAUGUAUUGGGUAAGGUUUUUCGUGAAAAAGAAACAACACUUCAGCGGGUCGCUCUUCAGCAAGAAUGAAAUGGUGAACUUUGACUUUGGGAUUGACAAAGGUUUAUUUUUUUUUGGUUGCUCGGCUGCUUUUACUGCUUACUGAUUGAAGAUUGAGCCGGUCUCCUCCUGCCUGUGGACCAUGGCGAAGAGUGCCGAAGUGAAGCUGGCCGUCUUCGGGAGAGCCGGCGUUGGCAAGUCAGCUAUUGUAGUCAGAUUUCUGACCAAGAGGUUCAUCUGGGAAUAUGACCCCACACUGGAGUCAACCUAUCGCCACCAAGCAACCAUUGAUGAGGAAGCAGUUUCUAUGGAAAUCUUAGAUACAGCUGGCCAGGAGGACGCCAUUCAGAGGGAAAGUCACAUGCGUUGGGCAGAGGGUUUUGUCUUAGUUUAUGACAUCACUGACAGAAUUAGCUUCGAGGAAGUGAUUUCACUGAAGAACUUCCUGGACGAAAUCAAAAAGCCAAAAAAUGUGACCUUGAUCCUUGUGGGUAACAAGGCGGAUCUAGACCACUCCAGGCAGGUCACCACAGAAGAAGGGGAGAAGAUGGCUACCGAAAUGGCCUGUGCUUUUUACGAGUGUUCAGCUUGUACCGGAGAAGGCAACAUCAAUGAAGCAUUCUAUGAACUGUGCAGAGAGGUGAGGCGGCGUAAAAUGAUCCAAGGCAAGACAAGACGGAGAAGCUCUACGACCCACGUCAAGCAGGCGAUCAACAAGAUGUUGACCAAAAUAAGUAGUUAAAUAUGUGGGGAGGAAAAGAUUUUUCAAAACAGAAAAGAGGUAGAGUUAUAUUACAUAAAAUAGGAAAUAAGCAGUUAAGGGUGUUUGCUUUCCAACUCCAAGUAGCUUCAAAUAUGCCAAAUGGACAAAACCCAGCAGUCACCUGAUAGAUACUAAUGGUGUUCCAUAGCAUUAGGCACCACACUUCCGAGUGUGCAUCGGUCUGAUAACUGUCACUGUGUAAAGGUCAAUAAGACUCCUUUUUAAUUCCCUUCCACACCCAAAUACUAAAUUAAUUUUAGGUUGAAAUGGGUUAAAGUGUGAAAAAAUAAUGACUUCGUGUUUUUAACUCUUCUGAGAGGUAUACCUAUUUUUAAGUUUAAUAAAAGGACCAGUUCCAUUUGAAGUCAAUAUUUGAGCAGAUUCAAAACACAAGAUAUUGGUUUUCAGAUAACAACCUGACUUAUCAACAGAUUAAGAUCUUCAGAAUCCUACCACAGUGGCUUAGCUGGUUAAGGUAGUGAAUCAGUCCAUGGAUCAGAUUUGAUCCCAGAAUCACUUGUGCUGAGUUAGCUGAUCUCAGCCCGUGUGACAGUAGGCUUGCUGUAGUUGGCCUCAGCACCCCCUGGGUUAGGGCGGAGUUAAAGUAAACUUUGGUUCCCACUCCCAACUGCUAUCCAGCAAUCCCUGCUGGAAAUGCGCAUGAUGAGGACAGGCUUGAGUUUGCCUGUGAAGCCCCCUCCAUGGUCAAACUGACUGCCAACAACUCAUUGUUCUGGAUAUGAAUAGUGGACAGUUGGGCAAAGUAUUGGAGGGGUACUGCCUCUCAUGGAUCAUGACCUUCCUUCCCCCAGCAAGGUGAUAACACCAUCAGAACAGAGGAAGAAGUGAAAAAAAAUACAAUAUACGUUGCUAUAGCACUGCUAUGAGUUUGAAAUUAUGAUAAACUUCUAAAUUGUAAAUAUAUAUAUACAUUAUAUAUAUAUAUGCUGUUUUAAAAGAUCCAAAUAAAAUUGGAUCUAUUUGAAUACUAUGCAGUUUAAUUGGAUCCCAUUGUACUGCUGACCAUUUACCAUAGACAUUUCUGAUAAAUGCAAUUGAUGCUUGGCUAGGAAAAGCUGUCGGUCCCUUUCAUUUAGGCUGUGUUUUUAAUAUUAAAUCCAAGGUUGGCCAUCUCCUGUUGAUUGUUUACACAGCACUUUGUACAAUCUAUAACAGGUUGCCAUUUUUGGAGACUGUAAAUUGUUAAUUGAUAUUGUGAUUUGUCAAGCUAUUAAUUAAAUUCAUUAGAUCUGUUAAUCAGUUAUUAAAGUAUCAAACAGCCUCUAAAAAUUUAGAACAGUUUCUGUAUACUGUACAAGUUUUCCAUUUUUGAUUUUUUUUCCCAUUAGAAGUAAAUAUGUUACUUGUUUCUUUUUAAUAAAUGCUCUAACGUUUUCUCUUGUAAGUUGUUUUAAAAAGGUCCAAAUAAAUUAAAUGUAGCACAAGGAUAAUUCACUUGUUAAAUGCUACAAAUUACAAAAUGAAUACAUUAAAAAUGAGAGUUAUUUGCGUUAUACCCUGAAAUAUUUGAGAUGUUUUGUUAUGAGAUUGAUUUAUCUUCCUGUAGGUAACUCCUUAAAUUGUACAACUAACCACUGACUUCGGAGUAUGCUUUGUGUUGAAAAAUUGAACAAAUAUACAAAAGAGGUCUCCUCAUAUAAUUGCUGUCACUUUGCUGUUGUAACUUGCUUUUCCAUGUAAAAUAAAUCCUGAAAUAUU